Messenger RNA from Chinchilla lanigera (long-tailed chinchilla), 8610 nucleotides. It is a transcript of the gene Pcdh19, whose product is annotated as protocadherin 19. NCBI's taxonomy places the organism in Eukaryota, Metazoa, Chordata, Mammalia, Rodentia, Chinchillidae. The record is from RefSeq and is a predicted model, not a curated record. Gene Ontology annotation, cellular component: plasma membrane. Gene Ontology annotation, molecular function: calcium ion binding. The coding region runs from base 11 to 3457 and encodes 1148 amino acids. The transcript is spliced from 6 exons. Gene Ontology annotation, biological process: homophilic cell-cell adhesion.
UCGAACAGCCAUGGAGUCUCUCCUGCUACCCGUGCUACUGCUGUUGGCUGUACUGUGGACGCAAGCGGCCGCCCUCAUUAACCUAAAGUAUUCAGUGGAAGAGGAACAGCGCGCCGGGACAGUGAUAGCUAACGUGGCCAAGGACGCGCGGGAGGCAGGCUUCGCCCUGGACCCCCGGCAGGCCUCUGCCUUCAGAGUGGUGUCCAACUCGGCUCCACACUUGGUGGACAUCAACCCCAGCUCCGGGCUGCUGGUCACCAAGCAGAAGAUCGACCGGGACCUCCUGUGCCGCCAGAGUCCAAAAUGCAUCAUCUCGCUGGAGGUCAUGUCCAGUUCAAUGGAGAUCUGUGUGAUUAAGGUGGAGAUCAAAGACCUGAACGACAAUGCACCUAGUUUUCCGGCUGCACAGAUUGAGUUGGAGAUCUCCGAGGCUGCCAGCCCUGGCACGCGUAUCCCGCUGGACAGCGCCUAUGAUCCUGACUCAGGAAGCUUUGGAGUGCAGACCUAUGAGCUCACGCCCAAUGAGCUGUUUGGUCUGGAGAUCAAGACACGGGGCGACGGAUCUCGCUUUGCUGAACUAGUGGUGGAGAAGAGCCUAGACCGCGAGACACAGUCGCACUACAGCUUUCGUAUCACUGCUCUCGAUGGCGGGGACCCUCCGCAUAUGGGCACUGUUGGCCUCAGCAUCAAGGUGACUGACUCCAAUGACAACAACCCCGUGUUUGGUGAGUCUACCUAUGCUGUGAGCGUGCCUGAAAACUCGCCUCCCAACACACCGGUCAUCCGCCUCAAUGCCAGUGACCCAGACGAGGGCACUAAUGGUCAGGUUGUUUACUCUUUCUAUGGCUAUGUCAACGACAGAACGCGUGAGCUCUUCCAGAUCGACCCGCACAGUGGCCUGGUUACUGUUACUGGUGACUUAGACUACGAAGAGGGCCACGUGUAUGAACUGGACGUGCAGGCCAAGGACUUGGGACCCAACUCUAUACCAGCACACUGCAAGGUCACUGUCAGUGUGCUGGACACCAAUGACAACCCACCAGUUAUCAACCUGCUGUCUGUCAAUAGUGAGCUUGUGGAGGUGAGCGAGAGCGCCCCCCCGGGCUACGUGAUUGCCCUGGUUCGUGUGUCUGAUCGCGACUCUGGCCUCAAUGGACGUGUGCAGUGCCGUUUGCUAGGCAGUGUACCCUUUCGGCUGCAGGAGUAUGAAAGUUUUUCCACUAUCCUGGUGGAUGGACGGCUGGAUCGAGAGCAGCACGACCAAUAUAACCUUACCAUUCAGGCGCGUGAUGGUGGCGUGCCCAUGCUGCAAAGUGCCAAGUCCUUUACUGUGCGCAUCACUGAUGAGAACGACAACCACCCACACUUCUCUAAGCCCUACUACCAGGUCAUUGUGCAGGAGAACAAUACUCCUGGCGCCUACUUGCUCUCCGUGUCAGCCCGUGACCCGGACCUUGGUCUCAAUGGUAGUGUCUCCUACCAGAUAGUGCCAUCUCAGGUUCGGGACAUGCCUGUUUUCACCUAUGUCUCCAUCAAUCCCAACUCCGGUGAUAUCUAUGCGCUUCGAUCUUUCAACCACGAGCAGACCAAGGCAUUCGAAUUCAAAGUGCUGGCUAAGGAUGGGGGUCUUCCUUCCCUGCAAAGCAAUGCCACAGUGCGGGUCAUCAUCCUCGACGUCAAUGACAAUACCCCUGUCAUCACUGCCCCACCUCUGAUUAAUGGCACUGCCGAGGUCUACAUCCCCCGAAACGCAGGCAUAGGCUACCUGGUGACGGUUGUCAAGGCAGAGGACUAUGACGAGGGGGAGAACGGCCGGGUCACCUAUGACAUGACUGAGGGGGACCGCGGCUUUUUUGAAAUAGAUCAGGACAAUGGGGAAGUCAGAACCACGCGAACCUUCGGAGAGAGUUCCAAGGCUUCCUAUGAGCUUAUCGUGGUGGCCCACGACCAUGGCAAAAUGUCUCUCUCUGCCUCUGCACUGGUCCUAAUCUACCUAUCUCCGGCUCUUGAUGCCCAAGAAUCAAUGGGCUCGGUGAACCUAUCCCUGAUUUUCAUUAUCGCCCUGGGCUCCAUUGCGGGCAUACUCUUUGUUACUAUGAUCUUCGUGGCAAUCAAGUGCAAGCGAGACAACAAAGAGAUCCGAACCUACAACUGCAGUAAUUGUUUAACCAUCACUUGUCUCCUCGGCUGUUUUAUAAAAGGACAAAACAGCAAGUGUCUGCAUUGCACCUCGGUUUCUCCCAUUAGCGAGGAGCAAGACAAAAAGGCAGAGGAGAAAGUGAGCCUAAGGGGAAAGAGAAUCGCUGAGUACUCCUAUGGGCAUCAAAAGAAAUCAAGUAAGAAGAAAAAAAUCAGUAAGAAUGAUAUCCGCCUGGUACCCCGAGAUGUGGAAGAGACAGACAAAAUGAAUGUUGUCAGUUGCUCCUCCCUGACCUCCUCCCUCAACUAUUUCGACUAUCACCAGCAGACACUGCCUCUGGGUUGCCGCCGCUCAGAGAGCACUUUCCUGAACGUGGAGAACCAGAAUACCCGAAAUACCAGUGCCAACCACAUCUACCAUCACUCUUUCAACAGCCAGGGCCCCCAGCAGCCAGAUCUAAUCAUCAAUGGUGUGCCUCUGCCUGAGACUGAAAAUUAUUCUUUUGACUCCAACUACGUAAACAGCCGAGCCCAUUUAAUUAAAAGCAGCUCUACCUUCAAAGACCUUGAAGGAAACAGCCUGAAGGAUAGUGGACAUGAGGAGAGUGACCAGACUGACAGUGAACAUGAUGUCCAGAGGAGCCUGUAUUGCGAUACUGCUGUUAACGAUGUGCUGAAUACCAGUGUAACCUCCAUGGGAUCUCAGAUGCCCGAUCAUGAUCAGAAUGAAGGAUUUCAUUGCAGGGAAGAAUGCCGGAUUCUUGGUCACUCUGACAGGUGCUGGAUGCCCCGGAACCCCAUGCCCACCCGUUCCAAGUCCCCUGAGCAUGUGAGGAACAUCAUUGCGCUGUCCAUUGAAGCUACUGCUGCCGAUGUUGAGGCUUACGACGACUGCGGCCCCACCAAACGUACUUUUGCAACCUUUGGAAAAGAUGUCAGUGAUCAGCCAGCUGAGGAGAGGCCCACCCUGAAAAGCAAGAGGACUGUUGAUGUGACCAUCUGCAGCCCCAAGAUCAACAGUGCUAUCCGGGAGGCGGGCAAUGGUUGUGAGGCUAUUAGCCCCGUCACCUCUCCUCUCCAUCUCAAGAGUCCUCUGCCCACCAAGCCCUCUGUGUCUUACAUGGUUGCCGUAGCUCCUCCGACCCGUGAUCUGGAGCAGUACAUCACCAGUGUCAACAAUGGCCCUUCUCGUCCCUCUGAAGCUGAGCCCCGUGGAGCUGACAGGGAGAAAGUCAUGCAUGAGGUCGACAGCAUUCUGAAGGAGGGUCGUGACAAAGAGUCCCCCGGCGUGAAGCGUCUGAAGGAUAUUGUUCUCUAAACCAGUAUUGGGAAAGAAGAGAAAGAAACCACGCUGGCUAGCAAGGAUGCAGAAGCUGCUCAUUUUAAUUGCUCACUAACGGUUGGUUCUUGAGUGGCUAUAUUUCAGAGCUUUCCCUAAAUGUAUUGUUUAUAAAUGACUAUUAUUCUGCAGCAGUCCUUCUCUUUUCAGCAGGCAGCAGGGGUGUUCAAUUGGAGCAAAUUAGCUUUGUUUUGAGUUGUUCAUGGGGCCUUGAUGUUGGGGAAACAGAGAUAAAUUCAGUUGUGAAAAGUAUUAUGUAUUAAGUGUUUGAAUUUAUAUAUUUUUCUAUGUCAAACUUAUAAAUUAUCAUUGUUUGUGGAUGAUUACAUUUAAAAAAAGCAAAAAGCAAACAAAAAAAAGAGCUCUGGACACAUUUAAUAAGCUCGCUACUGUUUUUUUGUAGUGUAGACAAGUUAAUGGUCAUUUAUUGUGUACUAUUCAUUGAUUCAGUGAUGUGAAAUUGAGCCCCCAACAGGUUGUUUCUGAAGCUCGAGUACUUCCCAAUGCUGCUGUUUUGCUGUGGACACCCCUGUUUUAAGAACCCUUUUGCUAGCUGUGCUAUUGUUGUUUUUGAUAUUGCAAAUUGCUACGUGUGUGGUGAUGGCAAAAGGCCUUUAAGGAUUGGUGUUUUUCUUUCCUGUAAAAAUAAUAAAAGUACAGACAAACAUAAAGUUCAAACAACUGAGACAGCAAAUGAGUACGCAACACCACACAUAAAGAUUGAGUACUUGGAGGAUAUUCAGGUUUAUCAACCCAUGUAGUGAUUGCUCACCGCCUUGCAAAGUAUUUUUCCUGCCUUUCAGUCAUCUACCUGGGUCCGUGAUAGAUCAUUUCAGAAAGUCAUUUUUGGAUAUGCUGCUAUCUAAUUUGCAGUUGUCAGAAAUACUGUGCUGAAAGUUUUAUGAGAUCCAUUUUUCUAUUUUUCAGGCCCUGAACAGGGAAGUUGUUCCUGAAGUUAUCAGAUUUCAGGCUUAGAAAUUCCCUGUCUCCAGUCAUCUAAAACCUAAAAUGACUGAAUCUAUUUUGAGUUCUAAAUUAGCAUCUUUUUAGUCACAUACUUCCUGAUUCAGUGUUUCUCAGUCAUGAUUGGAAUUAGACUGUAAAAUACUUCGUGGACUAUAAUUGAGAACUCCAAGUUGCUCUGUAUCCUAGGCUUAUAAAUAAGAUAGAGUAAGUAGUACCAAGUGUACGUUUAAGAAAAGACAGAUAAGAGGUAAUAGCAUCAACUAAUCCAAUCCCUGUGCCUUCUAAAUGGAGACACUCAGACACUUGAACUUGUCUUUUUAUGACUAAUAUUUUUGAUUAAAAAUGUGAACAAGAAACUAUGAAAGCAAAAAUCCUUUAGAUUUAGCUAGUUCUUUUUGCUGUAGGCUAGGGAUGCAUCUUUUUAAAAUUAACAAAUUGCACAUUCUUUUUGUUGUUGUUUUAACAUUUUUCUAACUCGCAGUUUAUUGUUUUUCUAUUAAUAUUCACUGGCCGCCCUAGUAUUCUUGCAGCUUAAGAGUUCAUUUAUUUAAUGAUAAAGAAAUAUGUCACAUUUUCUCUAUCUUGGUCCUAAAUGGGUUGUUUCUAGAGAAAAAGUUUUGUGCUUUUUCUUCACAGUUAUUUCAUUUUUUGAAGUCCAAGGGUACCCAGAAAGAAGGUCUAGAGGUUAGAGCACUCAAAUGAAAAAGAGAAUUUAUUUUCUUAAGUUUAGCUGGAGAAGGUCAGCUCUUUUCAAUGUUUUAGUUAUUUUGACUUGAGUUCCUAGUACUGGGAAUACUUUCUUUUAUGGAAGGGGAAAGGGCAUUGAGGGAGGGGGGUGGUAUGACAGUGGGAUGGGGUUAGAUAGGAGAGAAUAUUUCUGAAAAAAAGAACUAUAAUGAAGUUACAAAUCCAUCAUUACUUCUUAUUCAGUGCUGAAUACUACCUCAUGCAAAAUAUUGGUGUGGCUGCAAAUUUUCUUCUAAAACUAACAAUUAGAGAUGAAUUAGCAUACUAUCUUCAUUUUGCUUCAUUUUAUUCUCAUAAACUUUCUCCUCUUCUAAUUUAUUUCAUUCUGGUAGUAGAUUCUGAGGUAGGUAUUUAUUUCUCUUUGCAAGUGACUAUUUGAUUAACAGAUUAAAAACAACAAAAAAAACCCUUUAAGUUAUGACAGCUGCCGAUAGAAUUCAGACUGUUUUACCAUGAUCCAUCUUGACAUUAUAUCAUUAGUUACCAUCUCAAGGUCACUUUGAAGUUAGACUUGACAGUUUCCAACAGGCGUAUUUCACGCUAUGAUCAGUGGGAAUGAGGGAGCCAGAAAGAUUGUGGCAAGUAGAUACAUUAAAUGUUAUGUAGCUGUUGAGCCAGGGAGGCCACUGGCUGCCAUGCCUCUUACUAAUCAAGUUUAAAAUACAGUAGAAGUGGCAUUGAUUUUGUUUUUUGGCUGAGUUUUUCUUCAGUUUUUUUCUCCCAAAUUCAGUUUCAGGUUGUAGACCCAUCUUUUUUUGCCCCUACCCAAAUAUUUUGUUCUCAAUGAGCAGUCAAAGUUUUUUGUUUGUUGCAUCCAAACACUCGACUGAACAUGUUCAGUGCACUCCUUUCGUUAAAAAAAUCUUGUUUCCCCCUCCAAUUGUCUUAUGUUUGUGUCCUUCCAGAAGCACAAGUGCAUCCUAGAAGGGCUUUGUAAGUUGCUUUUAAAGACAGGCAGUGCCUGCAAAUCAGAACUUUGUGCAAGGAUCCUUGAUCUCCCUUUGGCUCAUGUUUUUCCUUUUCUUUUAAACACAGCCAGUGGAAAGCCACAAGGGCCAAAGGGCCAAACAUUAUUUAUUUUCCUUCUCCUAACAUGUUACACACUUAAACAUCAGGGAACACAUUUCGUUUCUAAAUCCUAGGGAGUUCUCUCCAUUUAUUCCAGUGCUUCACAGUUUUGAAGUAUGCCAUACUUUACUAUCAAUUGUUUUCAGCAAUUCUCUGGGCAGAUAAACUUUUCCAUGCAACAUUAGGAGUUUAGUUUGCAUUGACUGAUUGCUUCCCCCCAUAUGGAAAUACACAAUAUCACAAGAAAGAGUGAAAAGAGCCAUGAUGCUUUGUAGAAUCUCUUUUACCUUUUGACUAUUCUAACUAAUUUAUGAACCUGUUUGCAAUGAAACCUAGCAUCCUUUGACCUCUUAAAACUGGUAGACUAAAUUAUGGUCCAUCUUAUUACUGAAAUAGGUAAUGAGCUAAGGGAUCCUGCAGAUCCUGCAGAGCAGUGGUUCUAAAAAUGCAGUCCCUGGAGCAUAAGCAAGACAAUCACUUGGGAACUUCUUAGAAAUACUAAUUCUUUGCAUCAGAAACCUGGGAAUGGAGCCCAACAAUCCAUAUGAAUCAGGUAUCAGAAAAAGUUUGGGGGCUCAUUUAACCCGGUUUGAUAGACUUUUUCCUUAGAGUUUCCGAUUCAGUUGGUCUGGCCUGCUUCUGUGCAUAUCUAAAAUAUCCCAGGUGAUGCUGAUAGGACCACACUUUGAGUAUCGCUUCUCCAGAGUUAACCUGCCUAAUAGAAUUUACGGCACCCAAGUUGUCCAUUUAAACAAAUUCCUUGACAUGGUGACCCAUUGACCAUUAAUGAAAAUGUUAAAGAAAAUAAAACCCAGAACUCUGAAAACUGGAACCACCCAGAAGAUAUCUUCCCAAUAAGUGUCACUUCAGUAUAUGAUUGACUGUAUGAGGGGAAUUUGGUUGACUUUUUUCUAUAUCCUCAUCGUAUUGAAAAGCAAACCAAAAAUGCUGUCCACUUGAAGCAGCAAAGACAAAGGACAGUUUGAGGAGAGGCAGGGAUAAAGGUGAUAGCUCAGUUGGGAAUCCAAGGUUAAAAAAAAAAAAAAAAAAAAAAGAUUAUUAUUGUACAUAGUAGUUCUGGCUAACAUUCCACUUCAUGGGGAUCAUUUUGGUGUUGAAUGUUCCCCACGGCAUCCUGACAAGUCUGGUCCACUUGGCUCUUUACCCAGGGUAAUAAGACUCUCAUGGACUUCGAAAAUCUGGCAUAAAUGAGCUUAAGUCCAUUGUAUACAGUCCUAGUGUUUGCCUUCUUGGUAAAAUUACAUUUAAGAAUGUCAUUUCAUGAGUCAAUUUGUAUCUGCUGACACUGAAGUGUAUUGCGAUAUUGUUCUUUAGUUUAAGUAUGUAACAAAGUAAUAUUCAAAGGGGAUGUGUGGGGGUGGGGCUGGGACCGGGUGGCUUUAUAUUGAUAAUGAAGUAUUCCAGAGCAAAACACAUUGUCCUAAUGAAGUUGUUGCAGCUCUCUUUGUUUUCUUGUGAAGCUGGAAUUGGCCUGUGGGUCACUUGUUGUGCAAAAGUGAAUUAAUUUCAACUAGGAAUCGUGUUGCUUUUGUAAAACAAAGAAAAUCAACCACCUUGUCUGAAAUAAAUAUUGCAAGAUGCUCUUGGUGAAGAACAACCCACAAACACCUGAUCUUGAUUGGAAAGCAUUGUAGGUCAUUAGGAAAACAGAUGAUGCUGACUGUUGCUCCAGCUGUGUUGGCAAUUACAGAUGACCUUGUUACUAACUAAAAGUUGCUGUAAACUUUAGUAAACAAAUCAGCCAACACCAUUGCAGCACUGGUUAGGUAGACUUUCACUGGCACUGGCUGGCAUUCAGCUGAUGAAGGCUAGGAUACUGACUUUAAUGACCAAGAGCCAGACUAGCUUAAGCUAGAAAUUCAGCAACAAAUACCUCCUGUGCUAUUUGAAUGCUAAGGUAUUAGUUGCAAAAGGCUUGUUAUGCCUUCGCUCCUCUAGUGAGGGGAAUGAGCCUGAUGACACUAUUAUUGUUUACCUGUCAAACCAGGGUGGAAAUUUAGAGGGAUGCAAGUAGAGUACAUCUCAUUAAGGAGUUUCUGUUGCUGACUAGAUGAAGAUGAAAUUGUUGUAUAUGCGGAUCUGUAUUUUAUGUACAUUUUCACAGUGAUUGAAUCAUUGUAAAAGAAAAAAGUUAAAAAAGAUUCACAACUUUGUCUAUUUUAUGAAGAUGAUAAAGCAGCUUUAUUAAAUUAUUACAGUUAUGUUUUAAAUGGUGUUAUCUGCCACAUUGUUACUUUUUAUCUGGUGGUUCUCUGUUUCUCCCCUAAAUGUGUUUUCUCUGCUUCAAAAUUUAAUGCAUUUUAGUAUUAAAGGCUAUUGUGGAAAAAUUA